Messenger RNA from Cavia porcellus (domestic guinea pig), 1538 nucleotides. It is a transcript of the gene Prss27, whose product is annotated as serine protease 27. Gene Ontology annotation, biological process: proteolysis. Bases 465 to 1352 code for a protein of 295 amino acids. The transcript has 6 exons. Gene Ontology annotation, molecular function: serine-type endopeptidase activity. NCBI's taxonomy places the organism in Eukaryota, Metazoa, Chordata, Mammalia, Rodentia, Caviidae. The record is from RefSeq and is a predicted model, not a curated record.
CUUACCCUGCUCCUCACUGUUCCCCUGAUCUUGCCCUACUAUCGGAGUAUAAGUUCCAACUGACUCUGUAGAUAACUGAAGCCGUGUACACAGUAGGUUCCCAAUAAAUGUUAAGUGAACAAAUAAAGCAGGUAGUAUCUCCUGGGGAGACCUGGCCAGCUCAUGUGGGCCUGCUAGGGGGUAUCUCUGGUCAGCUCAUGGUGAGGAACUCUCUGGAUGGGGCAGGUGUGUUUGGGUAAGUGCUCUAGCCUGAGGGGUUCAGGACCAGGUCAGAAUUGGGGUUCAGGGUGCCUCUUUCCUGUUGGAGCAGAGCUGGGUGGAGCAGGCCAACAGGUUGGGUGGCAUAGCCCAGUCAACAGUCACCUCCAGCAUAAAACCCCACUUCAUGGAGCCCAGUGCCUCACAAGUGCCAGGAGCUCCCUCCACCACUGCCGACCCUGGCCCAGCUUUGCCAGCCUGAGGACAUGAGGCGAUACCUGGCCCCCAUACCCCUCCUGCUGCUCCUGCUCUUCCUAUUGCUGAGGUUUGGGAUUCAAGAGGCCAAGAUACCAGUAGUUUGCGGGCACCGGAGGAUGCUGAACCGGAUGGUGGGCGGGCAGGAUGCCAUGGAGGGCGAAUGGCCCUGGCAGGUUAGCAUCCAGCGCAACGGAAGCCACUUCUGUGGGGGCAGCCUCAUCACAGAGCAGUGGGUGCUCACUGCAGCACACUGCUUCUACAAUACUUCUGAAACUUCUCUGUACCGGGUGCUGCUGGGGGCACGGCAACUGCUGCAGCCAGGGCCACACUCCAUCUAUGCCCAUGUGAAACGGGUAGAGAGCAAUCCCCUGUAUCAGGGCAUGGCCUCCAGUGCAGAUGUGGCCCUGGUGGAGUUGGAAGCACCAGUGACCUUCACCAACUACAUCCUCCCCGUGUGCAUGCCUGACCCCUCAGUUGUUUUUGAAACAAACAUGAACUGCUGGGUUACGGGCUGGGGCAGCCCCAGUGAGCAAGACCACCUGCCCAACCCUCGGAUCCUGCAGAAACUUGCUGUCCCCAUCAUUGACACACCCAAGUGCAACCUACUCUACAGCACAGAUACAGCAUCUAGCUUCCAGCCCAAAGCCAUCAAAGAUGACAUGCUCUGUGCAGGCUUUGCUGAGGGCAAAAAGGAUGCCUGCAAGGGUGAUUCCGGGGGACCUCUGGUGUGCUUCAUGAACCAGACAUGGGUACAGGCUGGCGUCAUCAGCUGGGGUGAGGGCUGUGCCCGCCAGAACCGCCCUGGUGUCUACAUCCGGGUCACUUCACACCAUGAUUGGAUCCACCGUAUCAUCCCUGAGCUGAAGUUCCAGUCAAGCAAAAUAGGUGGCCAUUAGUAAGACCCCUGCCAGGCUGUCCAUGUGGCCCUGCUGGUCCUUGGGGUGCUAUUCGCUGUCCUCUAAGUCCACCCCACUAGGCAACAUGCCACCCAUGUACAUGUGUAAAUAGCUCUCUAUCCUGCCCUAUCUUAAAUGCCAGGUAUUUUUAUUUAUGUUUAUUUCCAAUAAAAUCAGUGCCAAAUG